This is a messenger RNA of Phytophthora nicotianae INRA-310, 264 nucleotides long. RefSeq lists its product as hypothetical. Lineage: Eukaryota; Oomycota; Peronosporomycetes; Peronosporales; Peronosporaceae. The transcript has 3 exons. Bases 1 to 264 code for a protein of 87 amino acids. The record is from RefSeq and is a predicted model, not a curated record.
AUGGCUGUCACUCAAGCGCUCCUACCGGACGAAGCACCAAUGGUCAUUCCAGAUAACGUCACGUUCCGGCAGCUACAACACAUAGACAUUCAGCAAGCAGCGAUGGAUCAAUCCCUGAGCGAGACACAGCAGCAGUGUGAGGAGGAGUACCCUAUCGUGCGAGAAAAGCUCACACGGCGUUGCCUUACCUUUGCAGACCAGGCUUUUACUGUCGAAUGGACAACUAUCGCCAAAGCCUCACCGCGGAAACACAGAGAACGUUAG